AUGGACAUCGUAACGACAGCAAACUUUCAUGCAACGCUCUUGCCAGGUCAUGUAAGUGUUGUGUUUGUACCGGCUGAGCACAUUCGUCACGGUACUUGGCCAUUGCUCAAUCUGUUGCUCUACAGUGGCUGCAGCUUUGAUGAGACUGAGAAUAGUUGCGUACGCAAGGAGAGCCACGUGUGUCGCUCGAUGCAGACAGAGAUCUUUUCUAUCGUGUCCGAUCGAGAGGGUGCCACGCUUUUCAUGGACCCUAGUGGAAUUGAAAUGUUUAAGCGCGCGGGGAUGGGGAACUUAAUUACCAUCGCGCCGCUGUCUUGGCGAGCUGUUCAGAUUCACUUGGGAUCUAUGGUGGUAGAAUUUCCUGGUGUCGUGAGUUUCCUGUCCAAGCUGCUUGCGGAUGACCACAUUAGUAUUCUCAACAUGAGCACAUACGACACAGACGUCAUUUUCGUGCAAGAAGAGGACUUGGAGGCUGCGAUUUCGUGCUUGCAGUCAAUGCUAUCUCGAGGAUUACACGGCCUGAAGGAGGCUAAGGACGCAGAUAACGCACUGUUUAACCGUAAAUCGACGUCACCACCAGAUGCCGUGGAAGGUAGUGAGAAAGCGUGUAUUCCAGUGCCUCUUUGUGUCGGAGAUGGACAGUACCUUACAGUGUAUCCGGAGCCCCUCGUUCUCGUGAGACUUCAGAAAGACGCUCUUCGGUCUAGUGCUUACGGGCUCACGCAGCUCGUGCUGUUGUAUACUGGACCAGCAUCGAGGGAAGUUGAAGGUGAAGUGCUGCACGAAACAGGCGGGAUGUCUUUCUGGUGCUGCUGCGAGACAGCCGAGGAGGUGAGCAUUAUCAUGGAUGAGCGCUGUGUGCCAUCAUUCGAGGAAGACUCGCUGAUCGUAUCACCAGACCGGUGGCGUGCGAUUAAGCUUAGUGGGCGUGCGUAUGGUUUCGAUGAGACUGGUGUGGUGGCAGCAAUGUCGGGCUGCAAUACGGAUACGCAGGUACUUAACGUGAGCUGCUACGGCUCUAACAUUGCAUUCGUGCUUGACGACAUGCUGGACAAUGCCAUCGAUACCCUUUGCUCAUCGCUCGACAUCUCUCGGGUGGAAAGAUGGACAUCAUGA
Peronospora farinosa is the source of this 1116-nucleotide messenger RNA. The record is from the annotation of a GenBank genome assembly. NCBI's taxonomy places the organism in Eukaryota, Oomycota, Peronosporomycetes, Peronosporales, Peronosporaceae.